AUGUCGGAAGUAAACCCAGAUACGACAGCAGUACCCGUCACAAAUCCGGUAAAGACCCACGUCAAGGAUCCCAGAAGGGUGGAGGCAGGACGUAGGCUUGCUAAGAUAAGUAAGGAAGCGAAAGCAAGGAAGAAAGCACAGCUCGAAACUAUCAAGGAAGAGGAGCAAAGCAUUACGAACACAGAGGACAGAGGCGAUGGGUCAAUAGUCACCCUAGAUAUGGUAGGUCUGGUAGUAGGUAUCGCCGUAGGACUCGGAUCCCUCUAUGUUAUGUGGUGUAGUCGUCAGGAAAAGGACGAGAAGCCCGAGGAAGAUAAGAUUGUAGAGAAGUCGGAACCUGUUGUUAUCACACCAAAGGUUCCUGACUUGUUUGACUAA
Paramuricea clavata is the source of this 378-nucleotide messenger RNA. The record is from the annotation of a GenBank genome assembly. Lineage: Eukaryota; Metazoa; Cnidaria; Anthozoa; Malacalcyonacea; Plexauridae.